This is a messenger RNA of Polychytrium aggregatum, 1304 nucleotides long. RefSeq lists its product as uncharacterized. The annotation marks the transcript as partial. The record is from RefSeq and is a predicted model, not a curated record. NCBI's taxonomy places the organism in Eukaryota, Fungi, Chytridiomycota, Chytridiomycetes, Polychytriales. The transcript has a single exon.
AGCGGCGAUCCUGGCGGAAGCAGAUCAGGCGGUCAUGUGGAAGUCACGGUGCUGCGCCACGGCAGUCCAGCCCCGACCACCCGCACGGGAACAGGCAACAGACAACAGACAACAGGCAACGGGACAGUGGACUGUGCUGCGGCUUGCGCUGGUUGGCUGCGAUGGACUCCAUGUUCGGCCAGAAGGACAGAGCCGAGCGAAGAAGCCGCCCGGGCCAGAGGCGGCAUCGAGAGUCGAUGUCCCCGUCGCGGCGGGUGCGUAUUCACAUCCGAAACUCGGCGCUCUCGUUUCGCUUUGCGAGCGCUGGCCACGCCCGUUGUCUCCUGGGUGGCCGUCCUCAAGGAAGUUGGCCGUCUUCCCAGCGCACACCGCAAUCUCUUAUCGGGCAGGCGCCAAUUGUGGCGUCGAGAGUGUCCUCCUUGUACUUCUCUCGAUCACCGCGAGCCAAGAGAGGUGUCGACCACCCUCCCUGCGAGCUGUGCUGGUGAGACUCGGUCCCGGGAGGCAUUUGGGGACGACCACAACCACAACCACAACCGCAUCGACAUGUCCUGUGGUGGAGCCGGGUCGGCCUCGCAGGGCACCGAGCUGCAAUCAGCCCGCUGCGAUCCCGCUGCCCCGCUCGCUCGCAUGCUUGCACAGGAAUCUUCCACCGCAAGCCCACCACCACCACAAGCCUCGGAUGAAACAAACAGCGGACCCCGCCCAUACGCACUUUGCCCCGGCCUCCACAGCCGUCCUCCAGCAGCCAUAUCCUCGCCGACCGACCGACUCUCCGAUGGCCAAGAAAUGAGCGAGCACCCUGAACGCAAGUCGCAGACGUACACCAUCGCCAUCCCGCUGUAUUCGCCGCCUCGCCUGGUCCAGCAGACCCUCGCCAGGGCCAAGAGCCUCCCUGGACAGGCCUAUCGGGCAGUAUUCCCAGGCCCCGGUCCGACCCUGGCGCCCCAGCUGCCCGCUCUCCGCACCCGAAUCAUCCCUCUGUCUCGUCCUGAAGCAGCCGGAGCCAAGACCCAUGUCGAGCCAUCCCUGCGCCGCAAAGACCCCAAGGACCGCCACGACCUCGUCGGGCCGAGCGAGCUGGUGAUCCAGAUGGCCUCGGGCGAGUGUUACUCUGUGAACAUUCGGUCCCAGCGACGUCCCAAACUGCCCCCUCCUGUUCCAGAGACCGACCCGGAGCUGCAGCGUAUCCUGGACACCAUCAUAUAGACAGCGUCCGGAGAGACUCUCCUGGCCGCUUUCUUUCACUAUGUUUAUUUUAGUCUGCAUCCGAUUUCGAUACAACAUACCCGAGCUGGCUAUUG